AUGAAAGGAACAACAUGCUCUUUACCAAGAACAACUUGUAUUUCACUACCAGACAGCUGCAUAAAAUAUAUAUUUGAAUAUUCAGAAGAUGAUAUGAACUCAUCACAUUUAUGUUUAUUGGUGAAUCGAGUAUGGUGCACAUGGGCAGUUGGAAUCUUAUGGAGAGACACUGAAAGAUAUCUUGAUCCACUGACUGAUUCAAAACGUGGUGCUAAACUUUUCUCAACACUAUUGAGAUCAUUGAUAGCUCAUGCAGGGAAAGAAUUUUUACCAAAUGAUGGCACAAUUAUUUUAGAAGAUAUUUAUCAUCUACCAUUACCAAUUUUUAAUUAUCCAAGUUUUAUUCGAGUGCUUUCAGCUUUUCAUCUGGAUUGGGUAUUUGAUUGUGGAACUAGGGAAUGUUUUUCACAAAUUUAUGAGUUACAUUGUGAUAACAUAGCAUUAUCACAUUUAUAUUAUCAUUUAGCAUCAAUGUGCUCUAAUGAACUUUUCAUUAAUGAAAAUGAUCAUGGUAGUCUUAUUAUUAGGAAAUUGGUAAUUAAAGAUUUAAAAAGUGAUAAUUGGGGAUUGGCAUAUUUGAUUUCUUUACAAAAAUAUUUAGAAUGUGUGGUAUAUGGUUCUGUUUAUAAUAUUGUUAAUUUAGAACUACACAAAGAAAUCAGUAAAGCAUUAAUUAAAGUUUCAAGUUCUAUAAAAUAUUUUACUCUUACUGGAGGAUUGUUAUGUUUGCCACCAGAAACAAUUGGUCAUUUUUCAAACCUGGUAGUAUUGGAGAUUUUGGUGAAUGAUAAUAUAGAAGACCUUUUCCGAGAUAUGUGUAUGUCAGCCACUUUUAAAGGACUGGAAAUACUUAGGAUUGGAAGUAAAUUGCCAUCUUUGAAUGUUCUUACUCAAUACUGUUAUCAAAGUUUGCAUUACCUAGCUACUUCAAUUUCUGAUGUCAAAGAUGUAAGGCAAAUUUUGGUAUCAUGUGAACAACUUGAGGGACUAUAUUUGGAUAGUUAUGAAAGGAAGAUUGACUCUGAAGAACUUUUUCAAAUUCUAGUAAACCAUUAUCCAGCAAAAUUUCAAAAUUAUGUCUAUUCAACAAAUGGGAUUUAUCCAAAACUUCUUUAA
Molecule: messenger RNA, 1116 nt
Organism: Entrophospora sp. SA101
Lineage: Eukaryota; Fungi; Glomeromycota; Glomeromycetes; Entrophosporales; Entrophosporaceae
Source: the annotation of a GenBank genome assembly